Echinostoma caproni is the source of this 828-nucleotide messenger RNA. NCBI's taxonomy places the organism in Eukaryota, Metazoa, Platyhelminthes, Trematoda, Plagiorchiida, Echinostomatidae. The record is from the annotation of a GenBank genome assembly.
AUGAAUGAGCAGUGCCCCUCGGGUGAUGGUUUUGGUUCAGUCAAACACAAUGCUGAUUUGAGUAAUUUAACUUUUGAUCCAGCCACACUGGAGGAUGUAUGCGUGCACAAGGUAUACGACUCAAUUGCCGAAGAAUUCAGCUCUACACGACAUUCGCCCUGGCCUGGAGUUGUUGAAUUUCUCCAAACAUUUUCAUCGGGUGCAUUUGGUGCAGACAUUGGCUGUGGGAAUGGGAAAUAUUUACUGGCUGCGAUGGAACGUCUCUCCGCACCAUCAACUAAUCAAACUAACGUUGUGCGAUUAGCUCCAAUUUUGGCGCUCGACCGAAGUGUUCGCCUUUCCCAGAUUGUUCGUGAGCGGGGUUUCGACGUGGUUGUUGGUGAUAUCCUUCGUCUUCCCUACCUGGCCGCUCGAUUGGAUUUCUUUCUUUGCAUCGCAGUCAUCCAUCACCUGUCCACUGCUGAGCGGCGGUUGAAUGCGAUCCGCGAAUUGGCCCGGCUACUUCGUCCCGGUGGCAAAGGCCUCAUUCAGGUCUGGGCUAAAGAACAACGGGAUCCCACUAACGCAGAACCUGCACCGUAUCUACGCAAGAACAAACAGCGAGUCGCGGUUGGUGAUCAACCGCAAAUAACUGCCGAACCGGUUCAGAACGUGUGUUUACCCGUGCAUGUCUCGGGCACGGAGUUUGCUUCUUCUGACAUGCUUGUGCCUUGGAAACGAAAAACAACCAAAACAACCCCAGGUACGUUAAUUUUAUACACCCAGGUUCAAUCAGUGAUCAACCCUGAAUUGAUGAACGAAACCCUCGAUAACCACUGGAUCCGAUAA